UCAUCAGCAAAAUCAUCUUCUUUUCCCUCAAAGCAUGAUAGCUCAUUCUUUAUUUUGCUCAUUAUAGAAUAUAGAAAGUCUAUUAUAUUCUCUUAGCUUGCAAUAUCUUGCAUGAUAUCUCUUAUGGGUAACCUUCAAAUUCUCUCUGUUUUAUUCUUUUCACUCUUUUUGGCAAAAUGUUACUCCCAAGAUGAUUUUCUCCGGUGUCUUUCUAAAUACUCUGGGACCAACGUUACUAAAAAUAUUUACACCCCAAAUUCUCCACCUUAUUCAUCUAUCCUAGAAUAUGCUCAAAAAAAUCCGAGAUGGUUGAAUUCUUCACACCCCAUGUUUAUUGUCUCCCCUAGGAAAGAAUCAGAAAUCAAGCCUGUUAUUCUAUGUGCUAAAAAACUGGGGUUACAAAUUAAAAUAAAAAGUGGUGGCCAUGACUAUGAAGGCAUCUCUUUUAGGUCUAUAACCCCAUUUGUCAUGCUUGAUUUAAGCAAUCUUGAUGAUAUCAAGAUUGAUUUAAAAGAAGGGACAGUUUGGGUUCAGGCAGGGGCCACCCUUGGCCAACUUUACUAUGCAAUUGCUAAAAAAAGUAAAGUGCAUGCCUUUGCUGGAGGUGUCUGUUUUAGUAUUGGUACUGGAGGGAUUAUUAGUGGUGGAGGGAUAGGAACUUUGAUGAGAAAAUUCGGGCUUGCAGCUGAUAAUGUUGUAGACGCUCGGGUAAUGGAUGUAAAUGGCAAAAUCCUUGAUAGAAAGAAAAUGAAAGAGGAUUUGUUUUGGGCAAUAAGAGGAGGGGGAGGAGCAAGUUUUGGUGUUAUUCUUGCAUGGAAACUCAAACUUGUUCGCGUUCCGGAGAAGGUUACUUCUUUCACAGUUUAUAAGAAGUUAGAGGGUAACCAAAAGCUCCUCCGAAAAUGGGAAACCAUCGCACAUCAACUACCUGAUAAAUUACUUAUCCGAGUAGUUAUACAAAACGAUGGAACAGGGAAUGAGAAGUAUGUUGAAAUAUUCUUUCAAGCAUUAUUUCUUGGACCAGUUGAUGAGUUAAUUCCAUUGCUCAAAGAAAAAUUCCCUGAAUUUGAUUUGGAGAAAAAAGAUUGCUUCCAAGAGCCUGUUGUGGACUGUAGUAACAGGCCUUGCAUUAAAAAAGAAUGUCGUGAAUCUCCCUGGAUUGGAUCAGUCUUGUAUUUCUACGGCAGGAGAACAAAUGAGUCACUUGAGGUUCUGCUAGAAAAGAGUAUUCCAACACAGAAGAAUUAUUUUAAAGCCAAAUCUGAUUUUGUGAAGACUCCAGUUCCAGAAAAAGGGUGGAAAAUGGUAGAGAGGUUAUUUUUGGAAGAAGAAAGAACCCAAAUGAUAAUGGAGCCAUUAGGUGGAAUAUUAGAUGAAAUAUCAGAAUCUGAAAUUCCAUUCCCUCAUAGAAAGGGAAAUUUGUAUAAUAUUCAGUACUUGGUGAACUGGGGUGAUAAUAGUGAGAGUGUAUCAAGCAAGAAGAUAGCAUGGAUGAGGAAACUUUACAAAGAAAUGGAGCCAUAUGUUGCAAAAAAUCCAAGAACUGCUUAUCUUAAUUACAGGGAUCUUGAUAUUGGAAUUAAUCAAGAAGAUUACAGCUAUUCCAAGGCCAAAAUAUGGGGUGAGAAGUAUUUUAAUGGCAACUUUGAGAGGUUGGCCAAAGUGAAAAGUAAGGUGGAUCCCAACAAUUUCUUCAGAAAUGAACAAAGUAUUCCGCCUUAUUCUACUAAUAGCUGAAGAAGAAUGGAUUGCAUGCAAGAGCAGAAAAAAGAAAUGCAAGUUGUUGAAGUUUUAUGAAAAUUAAUUCCUUUUUUUUAUUGAAUGCAAUAAAUGUAUCAUUGACUAUGUCCACUUUAUCACAUAAAUACAAUAAAUCUUGAAUGUUUAUUUUUAAAA
This is a messenger RNA of Lycium ferocissimum, 1896 nucleotides long. Its product is annotated as berberine bridge enzyme-like 22. NCBI's taxonomy places the organism in Eukaryota, Viridiplantae, Streptophyta, Magnoliopsida, Solanales, Solanaceae. The transcript has a single exon. Bases 112 to 1737 code for a protein of 541 amino acids. Gene Ontology annotation, molecular function: FAD binding; oxidoreductase activity. The record is from RefSeq and is a predicted model, not a curated record.